Engraulis encrasicolus (European anchovy) is the source of this 2963-nucleotide messenger RNA. RefSeq names its product ubiquitin-like modifier activating enzyme 2 (gene uba2). Gene Ontology annotation, biological process: protein sumoylation. The record is from RefSeq and is a predicted model, not a curated record. Gene Ontology annotation, molecular function: SUMO activating enzyme activity. The coding region runs from base 55 to 2028 and encodes 657 amino acids. Lineage: Eukaryota; Metazoa; Chordata; Actinopteri; Clupeiformes; Engraulidae. The transcript is spliced from 17 exons. Gene Ontology annotation, cellular component: cytoplasm; SUMO activating enzyme complex.
UGUAGAACUAGCUAGUGCUAGCCGCUGCACUGCUGUGUUGUCAACCGCUCAACAAUGGUUCAGUUAGUGGGGUCUCUUCGCAAAGAACUCGCCGAUUCUGUCUCUAGCUGCCGGGUGCUGGUGGUUGGAGCUGGAGGAAUAGGCUGUGAGCUUCUUAAAAAUCUGGUGCUCACCGGUUUCAAAAACAUAGAAGUGAUCGACUUGGACACCAUAGAUGUCAGUAACCUGAACAGGCAGUUCCUCUUCCAGAAGAAACAUGUGGGGAAAUCCAAGUCACAGGUGGCGAAGGAAAGCGUGCUGCAGUUCUGCCCGUCUGCAAACAUCACAGCGUACCAUGACAGCAUCAUGAAUCCGGACUACAAUGUGGAGUUCUUCAGGCAGUUUGCGCUGGUCAUGAACGCACUUGACAACAGAGCGGCUCGUAACCACGUCAACAGAAUGUGUCUGGCAGCAGACAUCCCCUUGAUCGAGAGUGGCACAGCUGGGUACCUGGGCCAAGUUACAGUCAUAAAGAAGGGUCAAACGGAGUGCUAUGAGUGCCAGCCUAAGCCCACGCAGAAGACAUUCCCUGGGUGUACCAUCCGCAACACCCCCUCUGAGCCCAUCCACUGUAUCGUCUGGGCCAAGUACCUCUUCAACCAGUUGUUUGGAGAAGAGGAUGCUGAUCAGGAGGUAUCCCCUGAUACGGCAGAUCCUGAGGCCAGAUGGGACUCUGCGGAGGCUGCAGCGAAGGCCAGCUCCUCUGAGCAGGACGGAGACAUCAAGCGUGUUAGCACCAGGGAAUGGGCCCGCUCUACUGGAUACGACCCAGUCAAGAUCUUCAACAAGUUGUUUAAAGAUGACAUCCGGUACCUUCUGACAAUGGACAAGCUGUGGAAGAAGAGGAAAGCCCCACUGCCCUUGGACUGGGAGGAGUUGCUGAAGCAAGUGAACCCGGCCGAGGCCGUGAACCUGAGCGGGCUGAAGGACCAGCAGGUGCUGGGUGUCCAUGGCUACGCCCAGAUGUUCAGCAGCAGCGUGGACACCCUCAGAGGAGACCUCCAGCAGAAAGGAGAUGGAUCUGAACUGGUGUGGGACAAGGACGACGCUCCAGCCAUGGACUUUGUGACUGCAGCAGCCAACCUGCGCAUGCACGUCUUCAGCAUGAACAUGAAGAGCCGCUUUGACGUGAAAUCCAUGGCGGGUAACAUCAUCCCGGCCAUCGCCACCACCAAUGCCAUCAUCGCCGGCCUCCUCGUGCUCGAGGCCCUCAAGAUCCUCAACGGAGAGAUGGACAAGUGCCGCACGAUUUUCCUGAACAAGCAGCCCAACCCGCGUAAGAAACUGCUGGUCCCCUGUGCCCUGGACCCUCCCAACUCCAACUGCUACGUGUGUGCCAGCCGGCCCGAGGUGACCGUGAGGCUCAACACCCAGAAGACCACCGUCCUCACCCUGCAGGACCGGAUUCUGAAGGAGCGGUUUGGAAUGGUGGCACCAGAUGUCCAGAUCGAGGACGGCAAAGGCACCAUCCUCAUCUCCUCAGAGGAGGGAGAGACCGAGGCAAACAAUAAGAAGUUCUUGUCUGACUUUGGGAUCCGAAACGGCAGCCGUCUCCAGUCUGAUGACUUCCUCCAGGACUACACUCUUCAGGUCAACAUCCUCCACAGUGAGGAGCUGGAGAAGGAUGUGGAGUUUGAGGUGGUGGGGGAGGUUCCAGAGAAAGGCCCCGGCCCCUCCUCAGCAUCAGCACCGGCAGCAGAGGAUGGCAAGAGCAUCACCAACGGCAACAAAGACUCCGCCCAGCCCUCUACCUCAUCUAAAGCUGUGGAGGAGGAUGAUGACAUUCUCCUCCUGGACUCUGAAGAUGAAGAGCCAUCCUCCAGCUCCGCCAUGGACACCUCCGCCACCUCCUCGUCGUCACAGAAACGCAAGCAUGCCGACGCAGAGACGGGAGAAUCGGGCGAGAGCUCCUCCAAGCGCAAGCGUCUGGAGCAGCCGUCCUCCACCAAUCAGGAUGAAGACGACGAUGACAUCAUUGCCCUGGAUUGACCUGCAUCCUGCAGUUUCUUAAGACAGACAAGACACUCUUUUUCUCUCCAGUGUCCAAUUCCAUCCUGCCUCCCCUGCCCCAAACUGUAUAUAAACCUGUACAAAAACCAGCGCCCCCACACCCUCUCCUCCUCCUCCUCCUCUUUCCCCUGUCUGUCAGAUCCAGGACCCCGUUUCUCGAAAGUAUCGUUGCUAACCAGUUAGCAACUUACUUGGUUCCCAAUGGGAAUUUGCAAUGCAACCAAGUAAGUUGCUAACUUGGUUAGCAAUGACGUUGUCGAGAAACGCACCCCAGUUCUAUGAUGGACUAAACAUUUCGUUUUUCAGACUUGAGCUUUUAUCCCAAAACUGCAGCCGUUUUCUGGUGCAGGUCUGGUCCUGAUCUUGCCCAGCUAAGGCAGCAUUUAGGGGAUGCAUUAUGAGGGUUAAUAACUAAAGUCAUUUAGUUUUUGUUUUCUAUUGUGGACCCAGUUGUUUCUAUUUGUUUUUGUAGCUUCAUUUGGCGUCUGGUACUUCGUGGUGGGGAGUUGUGCUUUAAAAAAAAACAGCGUAUUGGAGAGGCUUAUGUUAUCGUGCUUUAUUAUAUUAUCAAUGUCAAAAAAAGAAGUCCAAUCUUUGCAUAUUUAAUUUUUUUGUAAUACAACCUUUGAAGAAGCAAAAAGCCCAACAAGCCUUGAAGUUGUGUCCGUUGUUUUUUGGCCGCAAUUUUUUACGGUCCUAAGUGUACUACUACUUUUCACGGUUAGCGGUGUGCAGGGAGAGACAGGCUGGGGUGGUGUUGUUGAACUUCUAUUUCUACAGUCUGUUCGCUAGACUCAGUUAUGGGUCUAAGCACUUCAUAUGUGACCAGUGGCAAGCCAUGCGUACAUGUUGUACAUGCAUACUUGCACAUUCUCAUACACACUCUAGUCCUAAUAAAAGCGUAACGGUGCAGA